AUGACUUCCGGCCAGCCACCGGCAUCUGUGACGGAUGCCGUCCUGGUCAAAUCGGUCGAGAUGCCCGAGGGCUCGCAGAAGGUUGAGGAACUCGACUUCAACAAGUUCAAGGGCAGACCCAUCACCGUGGAUGAUCUCCUCCAGGGUAUGAAGCACAUGGGCUUCCAGGCCUCAUCAAUGGGUGAGGCCAUCCGCAUCAUCAACGAAAUGCGGGCAUGGAAAGACCCUGAAACCGGCGAGGGGACCACCAUCUUCCUAGGUUACACCUCGAACAUGAUCUCCUCCGGCCUGAGGGGCGUCUUCCGGUAUCUCGUCGAGCACAAGCAUGUCUCUGCAGUGGUCACAACCGCGGGUGGCAUCGAGGAGGACUUUAUCAAGUGCCUCGGUGACACUUACAUCUCAUCAUUUAGUGCGGUGGGCUCAGAAUUACGCGCCAAGGGCUUGAAUCGCAUUGGAAACCUCGUGGUGCCAAAUUCCAAUUACUGUGCCUUCGAAGACUGGGUAGUCCCCAUCCUCGACAAGAUGCUCGAGGAGCAGGAGGCUAGCAAAGGGACAGAUGAUGAAAUCCACUGGACGCCCUCAAAAAUCAUCCACCGUCUAGGAAAGGAGAUCAACGACGAGCGCUCAGUGUACUAUUGGGCAUACAAGAACAACAUCCCCGUCUUCUGCCCCGCACUGACCGAUGGCAGUCUUGGGGACAUGCUCUACUUCCAUACCUUCAAAGCAUCCCCGAAUCAACUCAGGGUGGAUAUCGUCGAGGACAUCCGGCGAAUCAACACCAUCUCGGUUAGGGCGAAGCGAGCGGGUAUGAUCAUCCUCGGUGGUGGUGUUGUGAAGCAUCAUAUCGCAAAUGCUUGCUUGAUGCGCAAUGGAGCCGAAUCUGCCGUCUAUAUCAACACCGCACAAGAGUUUGACGGAAGUGACGCUGGCGCUAGGCCCGAUGAAGCCGUUUCUUGGGGAAAGAUCAAGGUCGGGGCUGACAGCGUGAAGUACGAGAUACAUAGUUAA
Molecule: messenger RNA, 1008 nt
Organism: Phaeoacremonium minimum UCRPA7
Lineage: Eukaryota; Fungi; Ascomycota; Sordariomycetes; Togniniales; Togniniaceae
Product: putative deoxyhypusine synthase protein
Exons: 3
Coding region: 1-1008 (335 amino acids)
Biological process (GO): peptidyl-hypusine biosynthetic process
Cellular component (GO): cytoplasm
Molecular function (GO): deoxyhypusine synthase activity
Source: RefSeq, a predicted model, not a curated record